Molecule: messenger RNA, 1476 nt
Organism: Trametes versicolor FP-101664 SS1
Lineage: Eukaryota; Fungi; Basidiomycota; Agaricomycetes; Polyporales; Polyporaceae
Product: MFS general substrate transporter
Exons: 15
Coding region: 1-1476 (491 amino acids)
Biological process (GO): transmembrane transport
Cellular component (GO): membrane
Molecular function (GO): transmembrane transporter activity
Source: RefSeq, a predicted model, not a curated record
AUGACGCCCACGCCGCUGUCUCCGGCAAGCGAAAAGAUAGAAGUGGAUUCUAUAGCUGUCGAGGACGUCCCACAUCAUUCGUCUAGUGAUGAUUGCUCCCUUGCUCUGACAGUAGAGGAAGAGAAACGACUAUGGCGCAAGGUUGAUAUGCGGCUCAUCCCUAUAUCAGUUCUGCUUUACCUGAUGUCUUAUCUCGACCGCGGAAAUGCGAAGCUUGAAGGACUGCUCACGCAAUUGGACCUUACCGGCCAACGGUAUAACACGGCGCUGGUAAGACCUUUCAAACUCGCGGGUCUGCUGCUCAAAAAGCUCAGGCCUUCGAGAUGGCUUCCUGGCCUCACAUUAGCAUGGGGAAUCGUGGCCACUUGCAUGGGUCUCGUGAAGAACUACCCCCAGCUCGUUGCGGUGCGCGUAUGCCUCGGCAUCGCCGAGUCCGGAAUGUCACCUGGGAUCUACUAUCUCCUGUCGCUAUGGUAUCCGAAGCACAUGCUGCAAUGGCGAUUCGGGCUUUUCUGGGGCGGCGCAACCUGCUCAGGCGCCUUUUCUGGCCUGAUAGCGUACGGUAUCUCGUUCAUGUCCGGCACCGACGGGCUGCUCGGGUGGUCUUGGAUCUUCAUUGUCGAAGGCCUCGCGACAGUAGCCGUCGCGAUCCUUGCAAUUCACAAUGACCGCUUUGCAGUAUUCGUUGAUCUCCCCGACACCGCAACUUUCCUCACGCCAAAGGAACGUACUUUCUUGCUAGAUCGACUGAGAAGCGAUUACUCAGGGGGAGGUGAAGAGGAGAAAUUCGACCUACGAGAAGUUCCGAGAGCGAUGCUCGACUGGAAGAUUGUCGUCGCAGCCAUCACCGAUGUAACUAUCUCCAUGCCUCUAUACGGCAUCUCGGUAUUCCUUCCUUUCGGAUUCGACACGGUCACAUCUCAAUUACUCACGGUACCACCUUACGUUCUGGCCACCAUCGUCGUUCUCAUUUGUUCUAUCUACUCCGACCGCAUGAAGUUGCGCUCCCCAUUCGUCUUUUCCGGCCUCGUACUUGCCCUAGUCGGCUAUGGAAUCAACGUCGCCGACGUCAGCAUUGGGGUCAAGUACUUCGGGACGUACCUCGUCGUGGUCGGGGCGUAUCUCAGCGCGCCGAUGGAGCUGACGUGGAUUGGCAACAACUGCAUCGGCCACUACAAGCGCGGUAUUGGCCUCGGCAUGACGGUCAUGUUCGGAAAUAUCGGCGGGGUCAUCGCGAGCAAUGUUUAUCGCAUUCAGGACGCACCACGCUACACCCGUGGACACAUCUUUGAGAUGGCGUUCAUCGCACUCGGCCUCGUUCUGGUGCCGCUCACCGCCCUCGCAUAUGUGCAAGGCAACAAGCGACGUGACGCUGCACAGCACGAACGGGAAGAGAAGAGCCUAGAGGUCCAGUACACGGAGGCGGAACUGCGAAAGAUGGGGGACCGCGCGCCCGAUUUCAGGUACACUUUGUAA